Molecule: messenger RNA, 2271 nt
Organism: Eremothecium cymbalariae DBVPG#7215
Lineage: Eukaryota; Fungi; Ascomycota; Saccharomycetes; Saccharomycetales; Saccharomycetaceae
Gene: SPT21
Product: Spt21p
Exons: 1
Coding region: 1-2271 (756 amino acids)
Biological process (GO): silent mating-type cassette heterochromatin formation; regulation of transcription by RNA polymerase II; rDNA heterochromatin formation
Source: RefSeq, a predicted model, not a curated record
AUGGAAGAGAUGAGUGGAAACCAGCAGGAGGCGUACAUUGAGAUGUCUGUGAAGAUACUGUACACGGUGGAUAAUGAGUCGAAUUCGUUCCUUACUAGGAGUAAACAAGAUUUGCCGGUACGCGUUGAGAUGGUGCCAUCUAAUUCUUCGCCUUCGAAGUGUGCAUUUAGGAUUGGUGUUGUGGAGGUGGUACAUGUGCUCAACGAGGUGUACAAGAGUUCGCCGGAGUUGUUUCCGCCAGAUGGGAGUGGGGGUUCAAUGAUGACCAACAGUGAUUACAAUGUUUAUUUUAAAGAUGUUGUGGAGGCGGACGAGCCGUUUGUAAGCUUGGGGUUGCUGUCGAGGCUACGAAGUGGUGGAGGAGGUGGCGGAGCGGAGACGGAGGGUGGCGGAGGAGGAACGAACGGCGGUAUGGAUGAUGGGAGCAAUGGGACUGGAGACCGUGUAGAGGACGUACCGCUUGUUAUAGGGCGUAUAUGUACGAAUUUUACGUCUUUGCUUACGCGAUCCAGUUCAGCUGCAUCAGCCAAGGCGAGGAAAACUCCAGAGGAAACAUUAGAGGUGAAGAUGCGAUUCUCUAAGGUGAUCACAAGGUCGAAUUCACGAAGAUCCAGCAUAAGUAAACCAUAUCCAGCAAAAAGAAUAAAUUCAAACAUGGCGGUGGUGGGUAGUAAUACCACGAUGUCGAAAAAGAUGACAGCGGGCACACCCGCUGGUGUCGCGUGUGCGACUGGCAAGUACAGGAAACGUGAUACAAACCCAAUGCCGGCACCCAAGGCGUUUAGAACGCAGUCGCUGCCCAUCUGGGAUCACCCUAAAGCCAGCGGGAUACGUGGAGGAACAAUCGCUCACAAAAUCUACAUGGCAGAUAGGAACAAAGAGCAACUCUCGAAUCAACAAUUUCUGCAGCAGUCCGGGGUUAUACAGGAUCGGAAACCAACCUACCAGGUCACCUCAUUGCAACAUGACACAACGGUAUCUAAGUUCAAGGUUGAUGAUUCAAUCAGCAAGAGGUUUGAUUUUAUGAACAAGCCGAAAUCCAAGAAGGGGCUCCAGAGUAAGUCAAUAUCAGUGCAAGCAUCUUCCUCGUCCGGUGCUUCCGCCAAUGGCAGUUUGAGCAGCUCUAAAAAGACUACUAGUAAAGCAACAAUUAAGGCGCAGACAUCAAGACGCAAUAGUGAAUCUACAAAUGUCACAAUUGAUGGGAAUUCUACUGUAGUUGGGUCUUCAUCGCUUACAGUGUUAAAUUCAAAGUUGGACCAUGCGUCCAAGGAGUUCAGAAUUCUAAGCGGGGAGUCCAACCUGCAAGACUAUUUAUCACAGCAGCAGAGUAAGGGUAAUGAACUUUUCGAGCUAGAAGCACAAAAUGACAGUCCAUCGAUAAAUCAAAACAACAAGGAAAAUGUCCCACCGGCUACUGGUUCUUUAACAUCCCACCAGUUGCUUACCAGCGAUCUCGAUGCCUUUUUUAACUUGGACUUGGAAAACAUGAAGCACUCAGAGGAUGAAUGGUUCCAAGGGUUAUUUGCUACGCCAAGAGAUGUCAACACAUGCAACACAAUCCCCAUUGAAGAUGAAAAUGAAAAUGAUAACGAGCGUGAACAUGAGUUAGUGCAAGCAGAAAUCGUGCAGCAUGAAACUAGCGGUGGUACAGCUGGCUCCUCAGCUAUCAGGAAAACUGCAGCAGCAGCAGUUCUGGCAAACGAAUCCAUCAGCGACACAGAUCGCACAUCCCCAAUAGACACACUAUCAAUGCCUCUCUUGGACCUAGAACCUAGGUUCAACCAACCCUCGAAAUUCGUCAGUUGCGCCGAUCAAUUGAAAAGAUUGCCACUGCUCAUCAAGGGCAAAAAUAAUAUACAGGGGAACAACACACCCGCUGAUGAAGACAUCGGAGAUGAAGGCAUUGAGGAUAUAAGCUCAAUGGAAGUAAGCGGCGCCGCACUCCGCGUGCCAGAAACUACGCCAGGUACAAACCCCGCCACAGCUGCGGACACCGUUCCAAACAGCACCGCCGCCUGUGGUAGCAAACGCUCGUCCUCUGAUGAUGUAACUUCUGACUAUGACGACGAUGAAGAGAACUUGGAAUCAAUGAAAAAACGUAGAACCAUGCCCUCGUCCCCCACAUCCAUGUUUUUGUCUUACAAAGAAGAUUCAGCUAAAGAGGUUUACGACGAUCCCCCAGAUACCAGCUACGUGGCGGCAGAUGAGUUUGCGAUGGUUAAGAUACCGAAUAACCAUAACUCUACCCCAUCAACAUAUAGAAUCUAA